AUGGGGAGCGGAGAAAAACGCCAUCAUCUGAAUUUCCAUGUUCAUGUGCCGUUUCACCUUCAUCAUCAUCAUCAUCAAAAGGAUGAAUUGAGGGACAUCCCAAGAGGUUGUGUUACGGUGUUGGUAGGUCAAGGAGAGGAGCAACAAAAGUUCGUAAUACCUGUAAUGCACAUUAAUCAUCCCCUCUUCACCAAGUUGUUGAAAGAAGCAGAGAAAGAGUACGGAUUUCAUCACAAUGGUCCAGUUAAUAUCCCUUGUCAUGUCGAGGAGUUUCGUUACGUUGAGGGUAUCAUAGACAAAGAUAACGCCGCCCACCACCACCACUACUUGUGGACGUGCUUCAAAGCCUGA
Messenger RNA from Nicotiana tabacum (common tobacco), 351 nucleotides. The record is from RefSeq and is a predicted model, not a curated record. NCBI's taxonomy places the organism in Eukaryota, Viridiplantae, Streptophyta, Magnoliopsida, Solanales, Solanaceae.